GCAAACGUCAUCAUCGCGCGACGGAUAUAAGGUUGUAUGGCUUUUCCCUGACAGGGAAGCCCAGCGGUGUGGCUUCUGAGUGCCGGGUGUUGUGUAGGGGUCUUGGAGUAGUGGCAGAACCAGGGGACAGCAGCGGCUGGGCCAGAGCCCUUUGUUCUUGGGUGGCCCCCGGCCGGCUCUGAUAUUUUGGGGGCGAGAGAGGGAGUCGUUGACGGUGAAGGGAGAAAACUGGAUCUGGGACUCAAGAGGAAGGAGAGUGGAGGAGUUGGGAUCCUAAGGGUCAGGCGGGGGAAAUGAAUGGUUGUCGUGAUUGCGAGUAUAGAAGUUGGACCUUAGAAAAACGAUUCCACGUUCUCCAAAGGAUUCCGAAGACAUUUGUGUUUCUUCUCGUGACUGAUUUCAACUGUGCCAUGCUGUGGGUUUGGAUAGCGCAGUGUUUUUAUUUUCACUGACUGUAAAAGUGAAGGUGUUAAUCACUCAGGAAUAUAUUGAUUGAGGCAAUUUGCCCGCCGCUUUACUACUUGAAACAAAAUAUAUUUUGUAAGUGCAAUAUAGAAGAUUUAUACCUGCAGAAGAAAAACUAAGCUGCAUUUAAAAAACAAAACAAGGUUCUCGUGCCAAUCUUUCACCACCUUUGCUUUGACCACUGCUUUUCCCUAAGAUGAGCACCCACCCUUCCUCCAGUCUCUCUGACCCUGAGCGGCGAGUCCGGAACACGUUGAAGAAGGUCUUUGGGUUUGACUCUUUUAAGACGCCUUUACAGGAGAGGGCGACCAUGGCUGUAGUAAAAGGUGACAAGGAUGUCUUUGUGUGUAUGCCCACAGGGGCUGGAAAAUCCCUUUGCUAUCAGCUACCUGCACUGUUGGCCAAAGGCAUCACCAUCGUAGUCUCUCCUCUCAUUGCCUUGAUUCAGGACCAGGUGGACCACCUUUUGGCCCUGAAGGUACAAGUGAGUUCUCUGAACUCGAAGCUGUCAGUGCAGGAGAGGAAGGAGCUGCUCUCUGACCUAGAACGAGAAAAGCCUCGGACCAAGCUUCUGUACAUCACCCCAGAGAUGGCAGCUUCUACCUCCUUCCAGCCCACUCUGAGUUCCCUCGUGUCCCGCCACUUGCUUUCUUACUUGGUGGUGGAUGAAGCUCAUUGUGUUUCCCAGUGGGGGCAUGACUUCCGUCCUGACUAUUUGCGUCUGGGUGCCCUGCGCGCCCGCCUGGCACAUGCCCCGUGUGUGGCUUUGACUGCAACAGCUACCCCACAGGUCCAAGAGGAUGUGUUUGCUUCGCUACAUCUGAAGCAACCAGUUGCCACUUUCAAGACUCCUUGCUUCCGGUCCAACCUCUUCUAUGAUGUGCAGUUCAAGGAACUGAUUUCUGAUCCUUAUGGAAACCUGAGGGACUUUUGCCUUAAAGCUCUUGGACAGAAGACUGAUAAAGGGUUGUCUGGCUGUGGCAUUGUCUACUGCAGAACUAGAGAGUCUUGUGAACAGCUGGCCAUAGAGCUCAGCAGCAGGGGUGUGAAUGCCAAGGCUUAUCACGCAGGGCUGAAGGCUUCUGAUAGGACACAGGUGCAGAAUGAGUGGAUGGAGGAGAAGGUCCCUGUAAUUGUUGCAACCAUCAGUUUUGGGAUGGGAGUGGACAAAGCCAAUGUCAGGUUUGUUGCCCACUGGAAUAUUGCCAAGUCGAUGGCUGGGUACUACCAGGAAUCUGGCCGGGCCGGCAGGGAUGGGAAGCCUUCUUGGUGCCGUCUCUAUUAUUCUCGGAAUGACCGGGACCAAGUCAGCUUCCUACUCAAGAAGGAGGUAGCAAAACUCCAGGAAAAGAGAGGGAACAAAUCAUCUGAUAAAGCCACACUCUUGGCCUUUGAUGCCCUGGUGACCUUCUGUGAAGAACAGGGGUGCCGCCACUCUGCCAUCGCCAAAUAUUUUGGGGAUGCACCACCUGCCUGCAACAAAGGCUGUGACCACUGCCAGAACCCUGUGGCCGUGCGGAGGCAGCUGGAUGCCUUGGAGCACAGCAGCAGCUGGAGCAAGACCUGCAUCAGGCCCUCACAGGGAAACGGCUUCGACCCUGAGCUGUAUGAGGGAGGCCGCAGGGGCUAUGGGGGAUUCAGCAGGUAUGAUGAAGGCUCUGGAGGCAGUGGCGACGAGGGCAGAGAUGAGGCUCACAAGCGAGAGUGGAGUCUCUUCUAUCAGAAGCAGAUGAGUCUGCGCAAGGGCAAAGACCCCAAGAUAGAAGAAUUCAUACCCCCAGAUGAGGACUGUCCCCUGAAAGAAGCUUCUAGCAGGAAGAUCCCCAGGCUUACUGUGAAGGCCCGAGAGCACUGCCUGGGGCUUCUGGAGGAGGCUCUGAGCAGUAACUGUCAGGCUGCAGGGUCCACUGAAGGAGUGGACCUUCGCACCAGGGCUGUGGAGCUAGAGCACGAGAUGUUCCGAAAUGCCAAGAUGGCCAACCUCUACAAGGCCAGCGUGCUGAAGAAGGUGGCCGAGAUCCACAAAGCCUCCAAAGGUGGGCAGCUGUAUGACAUGGGAGGUGGCACCAAGAGCAGCAGUGCCCAGGUGGAGCCCCCAGAGCCCGAUGAGUAUGACAUCCUACCAACCUCCCAUGUGUACUCGCUCAAAGCCAAGAGGGUGGGAGCUGGCUUCCCCAAAGGCUCCUCCCCAUUCCAGACGGCCACUGAGCUAAUGGGAAAGUCUCAGACACAGUCUGUAGGGGAAGGUGAGCGGGAGCCCCCCAGCCAGCCCUGUGUUCUCCAGGAAGAGGACAGAAGUGAGCCCCUCCCUGGGCCAAGUGGAGAGGCCCCUACUGGUACUGCUUAUUGGCCCCCAGAGAAGAGGAUAAAAUGCUCCUCUGGAGACAGGUCUAUGGACAAGGCCCGGACCAACAAGAAGCAGCAGCGUCUAGCUGCAGCAGCUCCUAAGGAUUCUCAGAGUAUCGCCCGCUUCUUCUGCCAGAAGGUGGAAGAUCCACCUGCACUUGCCUCGGCCCCAAGGGCAGAAGGUAUCAGUCCCUCCUGUGGGGGGGUGCAGGGACCUCUCAUGGCCCCAGAGAAGUACACACAGGAGGAAGAUGGAGCCCAGGGACAUAUGACUGCCCUUCACACAGAGGAGCGUUCUGGGGAGCGGCCAAGCACCUGCCCACUCAGAGAUCAGGGGAUCCUGGAAGCACUGCCCCAUCCUGCAAAGGAUACACAGAGAGGCAAGCGGCAUCAGCAGGAGAACCCAGAGAUCCCUGCUCAGAAGAGGCCUCGCACCUCAGCCAAGCCCUCCAUCUUAGCAGAGGGCAAGGGCAGCACUUCAGCCAGUGAUCAGGGCACGUUGAAUGCCAUAGCCCAAUACCCCUGCCAACUCUCAGCUCCUGGCAUCUCCCUGAAGGAGGCUGCCGAUGUUGUGGUCAGGUACCUGACCCCUUUCUACAAGGAGGGCAAGUUUGCAUCCAAGGAGCUGUUUAAAGGCUUCGCCCGCCACCUUUCACACUUGCUGACUCAGAAGACCUCUCCUGGAAGGAGUGUGAGGGAAGAAGCCCAGAGCCUCAUCAAGCAGUUUUUCCAUGGCUGUGUGAGGUGCGAGAGUGAAGCGGACUGGCACAACUUGUGUGGCCUACAGAGAUGACCCACUGCUGGCCUCACAGAGCUGGCCACCUCCCCAGACUCAUGAGCCAGCCUAGGCCUUGCUCAGAAGUAGGGGGCUGUGCAGGCCUGCUGGUGCCAGGGGCACCAUCUUUCUCAGGGUCCUUCCCCCGCUAGCCAUAGCUCACUUUGGAAGUGGUUCCAGGUGCUUCCGAAGUCAAGUCGGAGGCCAGGGGUCAGCCCACCUUCCUGCUUGCACAGCCUGUGGUUCUUCUUCAGUGUCUUCUUGUCUCCCCUAGCCCUCAUGGCUGGGUUUUCUGGGUCAGAUCCCCAGGUUAGAAGGUGGCAGGUGGUGUGGCUGCCAGCAGGGGCAGGGCAAAAGUGGCCCUCCCAUCUCAUACUCAACAAAUUCUUAGCCAGGGGCAAGGCCCACCUGUCUAAGGUAUGGGGCCUGCUCAGGGCCUCUGCUCACCCUCUUCCUUUAAGAUGCCAGCUUUGCCUCAGAUGCAGAGCUGGUGGGAAGAGGGCUGGCUGAUAGGCCCCAUGCCUGUCUCAGAUGCAGGCCUGACUGAUGUUUACAAAAGGAAUAAAAUAUUGUUUGCCCAACACACAUGUGGAGUUUAUGUGGGAG
Fukomys damarensis (Damara mole-rat) is the source of this 4192-nucleotide messenger RNA. RefSeq names its product RecQ like helicase 5 (gene Recql5). Gene Ontology annotation, molecular function: four-way junction helicase activity; 3'-5' DNA helicase activity; ATP binding. Gene Ontology annotation, biological process: double-strand break repair via homologous recombination. The record is from RefSeq and is a predicted model, not a curated record. Lineage: Eukaryota; Metazoa; Chordata; Mammalia; Rodentia; Bathyergidae. The transcript has 20 exons. Gene Ontology annotation, cellular component: cytoplasm; chromosome. The coding region runs from base 662 to 3604 and encodes 980 amino acids.